Molecule: messenger RNA, 3281 nt
Organism: Diatraea saccharalis (sugarcane borer)
Lineage: Eukaryota; Metazoa; Arthropoda; Insecta; Lepidoptera; Crambidae
Source: the annotation of a GenBank genome assembly
CUAAAGUUGCAUUAAAAUAUGCUCUUUGUAAAUACAAGUGGAGUUUGUAUAUAAAUUAUAGAAAUAAGUGAAUAAAAAUGAUAUCGGGAUAUGGUGCUGUAACACAGGCCCUUCUAGGGACCUUACUGACGUGGGGAUUGACCGCGGCUGGAGCCGGUUGUGUAUUCUUUAUACGAGGCAAACAUAGAAAAUUGUUAGAUGUAUCAUUGGGAUUUGCUGCUGGUGUCAUGACUGCGGCUUCUUAUUGGUCUCUAUUGAAACCAGCAAUAGAGAUGUGUGAAAAAUCUGAUUUAUAUGGCGCAAAUGGUCAAUUUGCAUUUGUGCCUAUAGCUGCAGGAUUCCUAUUUGGAGCAGUUUUUGUGUUUGGAACAGACAGGUUCUUGGACUAUCUAGGAAUCAACUCCACUAACAUGAUGAUGAGUAUAACAAAAACCAAAGAAUCGAAGGAGAAGAUGGAGGAUUUGGAGAUGAUGACAGCGCUGAACAGGCGGCCGUCGACAAGCGUGGUAACGGUCGAUCAGCCACCAGCCACAGACUUCGCAGACUGCAUCAGUAAUCAACAUACCGCGCAACGGCGGAGAGGGCACCAUAAUUCGCAAAUCUCUUUGAAGCAGAACGGUGAACUUGACCACAGAGACAGCAUAGCGAAAGCAUUGGAAGCGCGACAGUCGCAAUGGAAGCGUAUCAUGCUGCUGGUGGUAGCGAUCACAGUGCACAACAUCCCCGAGGGCCUCGCCGUGGGUGUUUCCUUCGGUGCCUCCUCCAAGAACGAUGCUGCCAGCUUCAACAGCGCCAGAAACCUGGCUCUGGGCAUUGGUAUCCAGAAUUUCCCCGAAGGUUUAGCUGUCAGUCUGCCUCUGCAGGCUGCCGGCUUCUCCGUGUGGAGGGCUUUCUGGUACGGUCAACUGUCAGGCAUGGUAGAGCCAGUAUUUGGUGUGCUGGGUGCGGUUGCUGUAGCAGCGGCGGAACCCGCCCUGCCAUACGCACUAGCGUUCGCUGCCGGCGCUAUGAUAUACGUAGUUGCUGAUGACAUUAUACCAGAGGCUAACGCGUCCGGUAACGGCAAGUUGGCGACGUGGGGUUGCAUCAUCGGGUUCACGGUAAUGAUGUGCCUGGACGUCGGGCUAGGAUAACAUCCCAAUGGGUGUUUUACCACGCCGUAUGCGGCCUAACGUUAACGCCUUCCCACUACCACCUAUUACUCCAUAUCAGCACGCUCUCACCAACUUACAGCGAAUAUCAGGCCAACACCAGCAUAUCAUGUGCGUUAAUCAAAUGUACAAAGUGAUUUUGAUUUGAGAACAGACAUUUUCGUGACAGUACAGUGCACGACGCUCGCAUUAUGGGCGCCACCUUCAUUCGUUGGAAGAACGCAUGAUAAGUAAGCAUUAUUGUGGGGUAGGCCUAAACUUAAACAGAUUUCAAUCACUCGAUAAAAUUUACUUAUCUGAAAGAUCAUUAUUCUAAAAGAUUGAAAAGAAAAUAUCAUAUUUCAAUCAAAGAAAAUAUAGACUGUGGCACAAUUUACAAAAUGGCGACACGAUUUUUUUUUUAAUUUUUUCAGGUGAUUGAAAAUACAUUCCUUAAUUACAAAUCCAAUAGUUUUACAUAUCUAACAAAAGUUUUAUAACGCCAGCGAAGACUAGUAUGGUCCACAUUUAUAGAGCAUUUAUGGAGGUUGCGAAUUCUCAAGUAGCAAGUCAUACUGUCUUAAUAGAUGCAAGCGUAUUCACUAGAUGAAAAUUGUGAAAGUCCUGUUAUGUAAAGGUAAUAACAGUUGCAAUUAUCUUGAGAAAUAGAGGUCGCUAACUAUAAUGUAUAUACUGUCGGUGCUGCUAUUAUUAUAUUAAUCUUAUAACACGUAUUAUAAGAAAUAUAUAUUAGAAUUGUGAUAGAUUAUAAUUAUUUGUAUAGACAAUACAUCGACAGUUUAUAAGCACUUUAAUACGCUUAAUGUUUAAUUUACCAAAAAGGGAAUAUUGAAGGUUGUAAUGCACCAAAAACCUGGUAAGUUGUCAUUUAAUUCUACUAUAUUACUUGCAGAUGUAAUCGUUUUAUAUUUCUUGUUACUUAUUAUUUAAAUACAUACAUAAGUACUAAUUACAGGUACAAAGUACUACUAUUCCAGCGUUAAAAGCUAUUUUAGACAAUGUUAAUACAUUAAUGCACAAUACUCUGUAAGUGUUAAUCAAAGAAAAAAAAAUGCAAGUUUUUCCAAUAAAGGAUUGUGGGAAGAUGCGUUAACAAUGUUAAGUACUUCCAAGUAAAAGACUAAGCGACGAUAUGUGAUGAUUAUUUAAGUUUAAUCGAGUGUUUUUUAUCCUGACUUAUGCUAAUAAUAAACUGUAAUUAAUUCUUGUAAAUACAAUCUUUGCGUGUAAAGACUACGUUUUAUUUUAAAGUACAACCAAACGAAUGGACACCACUCGUGCAAUAAUAAUUUGGGAACAACAAGCAGUGAGGUUAUCUCCACAAAUUGCAAAUUAAAUUUUUGUUAUCGAAGCAGUAGAUUAAUAAUUUUAUUGGGAUAAGUUUAAGGAUUGUACGACCGGGUUUUUAGUUCAUGUUAUUUUCAUUUUAAAAUGAUUAAGUAUGAAAAUACUAACAUUAAAUUUAACUAAAUGUGACCUUAUUACUUUAAGGUGACUAAGAAAUAUUCUUACAAAUGGGUUAGGAAUCUAACUGUUUGAUUGUAUCUAUUUAGAGACGAAAAGUAGAAGAAACUACGAACCAAUCGAUUAUAAAAUGAAUUACACAUGUUUCAUUGAAAUCAUAAAAUAAGUUUUCUUAUAAAUUUGUGUAUUUAUAUCCCAAAUGGUGUAAUAGUUAAAUAUCAAAUAUUUUAUUAGACUUGCGAGACCUCAAAAAAACCCAGUUGAAUGGCGUUAUGAUAAAUUAAAACACAACAUUCGUUGUAAUUUUAACUUUUAUUUUUUAACAGUUACGUUUAAUUUUUUUAAGCAAAUUAAGUGUGCAAUAAUUAAUUGUUUCACAGCUUGUUGUUCAUUAAUCUUUAUUUCGUACUCCUUCUUAGUUUAAAAAAAAACUAUAACAUUAAAAUUAACCUCCCGAAGCCUUUUACUGAUCUGAUCUUUAAUCACUGAUCAAACUGUGAGACUAUAAUUUUUCAUUGAUUUAUUUUGAUAAACUAGUCUGAAAAACCAAUCUUGAAAUUUCAUACAUUUUGAUAUCUUCAGUCAAACAAAAUCUUGUUUGAUUAUCAUUGUAGUCAUCAAAAGGAAUAUCAUUUAGUGUUAUCUUAGUCCAUCUUAUGAUAAAAU